Messenger RNA from Tachysurus fulvidraco (yellow catfish), 2334 nucleotides. It is a transcript of the gene cdr2l, whose product is annotated as cerebellar degeneration-related protein 2-like. Bases 548 to 1936 code for a protein of 462 amino acids. The transcript is spliced from 5 exons. The record is from RefSeq and is a predicted model, not a curated record. NCBI's taxonomy places the organism in Eukaryota, Metazoa, Chordata, Actinopteri, Siluriformes, Bagridae.
CGAAAAUUAAAAUUAAAUAAAUAAAUAAAAAUGCGUUCGGUUAAUGCAUAAAGAACAUGUCAUUGUUUCCAGUGAAAACAGAAAGAAGUCUCGAGUGCUCGAAAGCGGUCAAUCUGGCAACACGUGCGGCAGCAGCAGUGAGGACCGGAGUCAGCCACCUCACCAUCUGCACGAGCCGAACGGGAUGUCGGGAAGUCGAUAGAGAAAGAGGACGGGGAGGUGGGUGAUGUCGGUGAUUAGCACGGGAGUGGGAGGGACACAACUAAAUGCAUUGUACGAGAAAUAGAUUCGUUGCACGAACAGCAGAGACGCGUGCACUGUAUUGAGUAGCAGCACCGUUUGCUCUUGCAUCCGUGUUUUGUUUUGUUUGUGAACACAUCAGUGAUGUCAGUGUGUUAGCAGUCAGCUGCGGACAAUCCGCUCGCGCACAGCUGAUCAGACUCUUUGAUCAGACUGCACCGAUUCCGACUCACCGUCCUAAAGCUUCAUUCAUCCUGAUCGUCGCAGAAGCAGCUGGUGAACGUUGUGUCUGUUGGAGAGGUGCCUGAUGCUCGGAGCCAGCAGGAUGGAUGAGUUUGUGACCGAAGAAGACGAGCCAUGGUACGACCAGAGAGACCUGGAGCAGGACUUGCACUUGGCAGCAGAGCUAGGGAAGACCCUUCUGGAACGCAAUAAGGAGCUGGAGGACUCGCUGCAGCAGAUGUACAUCACCAAUGAGGAGCAGGUGCAGGAGAUUGAGUAUUUGUCCAAGCAAGUGGAGAUGCUACGGGAGAUGAAUGAGCAGCACGCGAAAGUCUAUGAGCAGUUGGACGUGACGGCUCGAGAGCUCGAGAUCAAUAACGAGAAGCUGGUGUUGGAAAGCAAGGCUUCACAUCAGAAAAUAGACAGGUUGACGAGCACCAUGGACAUGCUGCAGGGCCAGGUGGAUACGCUGACGGCCCGUGUGGAGGAACUGCGCACACUUGAAGAGCUCAGGGUUCGCAGGGAGAAGAAAGAGAGAAGAAAAACUGUGCACUCCUUCCCAUGCCUCAAGGAGCUCUGCACCGCACCCAGGUAUGAGGAUGGAUUCAGGGUUUCUGACCCAGGUAGUGGUGACCUGCAAGAGCGGCGGCCAGCAGAUGAUGAGAACGAUCACCUGCGUGCACUGGUUGCGACUCUUCGUGCUGCUGUGUCAGCUGAACGUGGGCGACGGGAAAAUGCAGAGCGCGAGUGCACUGCCGUGCUACAGGAGUUCGAGCGCUUGGAGCAGCGACUUCUGGGUGCUGAGGGCUGCCAACAGCGUGUCCAUGAGUUGGAGGCAGAGCUGCAGGAGCUACAGCAGCUACGCAAGUCACGUGCCUGCUUACUGGUGGCUGAAGAUGGCCUGGAGCAGACGCUGCUCAGCAAUGCCCCAGAAACGGAUACAAUGGAGGACAUUGCAGGCACAUCUCAAGAAAGCUCUAGUGAACCACCAGUACGCAAGAGCUGUAGUGACACAGCACUGGACGUCAUCUCAGCCGUAGACGCGUCUGGACGACGCAAAGGAAGCUAUGCACUCCAUGCCAAUGGGGUGCGCAAACGUGGCAUGUCAAUCUUGCGUGAAGUUGAUGAGCAGUAUCAUGCAUUGCUUGAAAGGUAUGAGGAGCUGCUGGGCAAGUGCCGGCGCCAUGAAGAGAGUCUGUGCCAUGCUGAGGUGCAAACAUCACGACCUGUGUCCAGAGACCCGUCCAUGAAGGAGUGUCGCGCAGCAGAGGCCGCAACACAGCCAGGCACGCCACCGCAACCUCCCUCAACACCUGAGGCCAUGGAGGGCAUCAGCCGGCAGGUGGAGUCUGUGGACAAACGGCUGAGCCAGAACACACCAGAGUACAAGGCUCUGUUCAAGGAGAUCUUCUCGCGCCUGCAGAAGACCAAGACCGACAUCAACUCCACUAAAGGAAGGAAAAGUGGGAAAUAGCUCUAGGCUUUCCUGCUCAUAGGAAUGCAUAGUGGGAGCUAUUAUUCUACCUUAAUUAAUUGACCAGAUUCAGUAAGCUGGCAUUUGAAAAAGUUUCCUGCUAGUGCAGAGCUAAUGGCUAGAGUAGAAUAUCGGGGCUUACUUGUGACGUUGGUGGACGAACACUGACAGAGCAGGUUAUGUCUUAUGGAUCUUUCCUUAGUUGUUUGUGUUGUAAGGAAGAAUUAAGAUAGGUUCCAGGAAAACCAACAAUGAGAGACUAACAUGCUAGCAGGUGACCUGUAUUGGGGGGAGAAAAAGGUACACCACUGCUUAUUAUUCCUAUUUGCUUAACUGUAUGUAACAACAACCUCUAUUCUGUAAUCACCUCUUUCCAAUAUUAAAAGACACUUUGCUUA